Messenger RNA from Condylostylus longicornis, 1880 nucleotides. It is a transcript of the gene DNApol-alpha73, whose product is annotated as DNA polymerase alpha subunit B. Gene Ontology annotation, molecular function: DNA binding. The record is from RefSeq and is a predicted model, not a curated record. Gene Ontology annotation, biological process: DNA replication; DNA replication initiation. The transcript has a single exon. Gene Ontology annotation, cellular component: alpha DNA polymerase:primase complex. Lineage: Eukaryota; Metazoa; Arthropoda; Insecta; Diptera; Dolichopodidae. Bases 43 to 1866 code for a protein of 607 amino acids.
ACAGCUUCAGUUAAUUUCAUAAAAAAUAAAUGUUUUACAAAUAUGCAUAAAGAAAUAACAGAACAAUUCGAAGAACUUGGAAUUGAACCUAGCAGUGAAAUACUCGACAAAUGUGUUGAGAUUUGUUUAACACACGGUCUGUCAGAUCCGGUUGAAUUUGUUGAGCAAUGGGUAGCAUAUAGUAUAUCAAAUUUAAAUGGUGCUGAGCCAACAAUACCGUUCUUAAUAGAAUUUGAAAGAAAAGAACUUGCAAAUAUUAAAAAGGAACUGAAAAGCAAACCAAAAACGGUAAAAUCUGAACUAAAUUCAUACUGCAAAGAUUCCAGCGAGGCAUUGGUUGAUUUUUAUAAUGUAAAUCCGAUUGCACUGUACAGCGAUGUCAAUAUUAAUGAUAAUACAAAUGAACAAACGACUGCAUGUAAUGAAGAUGACAAAACGUUUGUAAAUAACGAUAUUUGUGUUACGCCAAAGGCCAUUAAAACUAUAAUACCAAGGACACCUUUAAGUCAAAAUCAAGAAUACAAAUUCAGUCCUGCUAGUUAUUCGCCUGUUUGUGGAACCCCAAGAACUUCGAUUUUAAAUUCUGGAAAAAUUGUUUAUACUUUUGGUCAUUCAAAUUUGAUUAAUGAAACCACAUGGUCAGCAAAAAAAGCAAUCACAAUUAAAAUAAAAAAUUUAAGUCAAUAUGAGGGUGAACCUUUAUCUAAUAAUUCUAAGUUUUUGUUUGAUAAUAUAUUAGACAAAAUCAAUUUGUUUGCUGAUAAUAUAUUCGAAAGAGGAAAGGAGCUAUGUAAGAAGCAUUUUGGUCCAAAUACAAUUGAUUAUGAUUUACAACACCCAGAUAUUUUAAAUUCCGAUACUUUUAACACUAUUGGAACAAUAGUUUGUGAACAUGAAGGCGUUCUUGACAAAAAUUCAACUUUUCUUGUAGGUUCAGACGAUAUGCGAUUGCGAAAAGUACAUUUAAACUUCAACAAAGCAAAGCCAUUCGGAAUUUUUCCUGGUCAAACUGUAUUAGUAAGUGGAACAAAUCCUCAUGGUGAUGCUCUAAUGGUUGAAGAGUUUUUUGUAGAAAGAAAUUUGCAACUUCCUGAAAUACCAAAAGUUGAUGAACCCAUAAAUUUCGUUUUUGCUUGCGGUCCUUACACUAACUCUAGUGAUUUAGUUUAUGAACCUUUAACCAAUUUGAUUGCAUAUUGUAAGGAAAAUAAACCACAUGUAUUAAUAUUGGUAGGACCAUUUAUGGACACAGAUCACAGUAUGAUGAAUGGAACUGUAAUAGCUGAAAGUUUUGAAUCAUAUUAUUUAAAAAUUAUUACAGGUAUUAUCGAAGAAAUGGAAAAUGACAUUACUAUUUGUAUAAUUGCAUCUAAUAGAGAUGCAAAUGCUGAUAUGGUUUAUCCAACUCCACCUAUAAACUUAAGAAGAAAUUUUUCUAACGUACACAUGUUACCCGAUCCCUGUAUUGUUGAUGUUAAUGGAAUCCAAAUUGGUUUAACAGCAACAGACAUAUUUGAACAUUUGCUUAAUAAUGAAUUAAUUUUAAGUGCCGGAGAUAAAGUAAAACGUAUUGUUAAUUAUUUGUUUCAUCAGGGUUCUUUCUAUCCACUGAACCCGCCUGCAGAUGGUGUAUGUUUUGACAGUGGUUUAGCAAGCAAAUUUGCUAGAAUUGAAAAAGUGCCUCAUGUUCUUGUAUUGCCGAGUAGUCAUAAGCAAUUUAUCAGAGAUGUGAAUGGCUGUUUAGUUAUAAACCCCGGUCGUUUAGCACCAGUUGAUAUAGGAACUUUUGGCAGAAUUGUUAUUCAUUCUACCGAGAAAAAGGAAAAACCAAUUGAAUAUAUGGCAUGCCAAAUAAGAAGAGUUUGAAUAUGUUAAUAAAA